CAUGGAGGUUUUUCCGUCCCUCGCCGAGCUGCAGAGGACUGCUUCCCUCCAUUGGAUUAUACGCAGCAGAGGCCUUCACAAGAGCUUGUAGCAAAGGAUCUCCAUGGCUUUGAGUGGAGAUUUAGACAUAUCUACCGUGGGCAACCACGAAGGCAUUUGCUCACUACUGGAUGGAGUGCAUUUGUAAAUAAGAAGAAACUUGUCUCUGGAGAUGCUGUGCUCUUUCUUAGGGGUGAGGAUGGAGAACUGAGGCUGGGAAUCCGAAGAGCUGCGCAAGUAAAAUGUGGUGCUACUUUUCCUAUUCCAGCUCUAUGUAGUCGACAGUUGAGUCAUAGCACUCUCACAGAUGUGGUUAAUGCUAUAUCUAUGAGAAGUGUUUUCAAUAUUUCCUACAAUCCAAGGGCCAGCUCAUCAGAGUUCAUAAUACCCUUCCACAAGUUCUUGAAGAGCCUUGAUCAUUCUUUCUCUAUUGGAAUGAGAUUCAAAAUGCGUUUUGAAACGGAAGAUGCAGCAGAAAGAAGAUACAUGGGUAUAGUAACUGGAAUCAGUGACCAAGAUCCUGCUAGGUGGUCUGGUUCAAAAUGGAAGUGCCUUGUGGUAAGAUGGGAUGAUAUGGAAACUAGCAAGCAGAGCAGGGUUUCUCCUUGGGAAAUUGAGCCAUCUGGUCCUGUUUCCAGUUCCACCAAUUUUUUUGCACCUGGUUUGAAGAGGAGCAGGUCUGGGUUGCCUUCGUCAAAGCCAGAAUUUCCAGUUCCUGAUGGGAUUGGUGUAUCAGACUUUGGGGAAUCUUCAAGGUUCCAGAAGGUCUUGCAAGGUCAAGAAAUUUUGAGUUUUAACACUCUUUAUGAUGGUGUUGAUCCGAAUCGACAUCCAUCUGAGGCAAGGAGGUGUUUUCCUGUCUCACACAGUUCUAGGCUUCCUGCAUCAAGGAAUGGUGCCAAAGAUCUGGUUGUGAACUCUGAUGUUUCCUAUAAAGGCAUAGGCUUUAGUGAAUCUUUUAGAUUCAACGAGGUCUUGCAAGGUCAAGAAAUAAUUCCAAGUUUGCCAUUUGGACGAGGCCUAAAAACUAAUGAGGCUUGUGAAAAUGGUUUCUUUGGGGUCUCUGAUGGUGUUCAAAUGUCAAAUUCAAGAAAUGGAUGGUCUACUGUGAUGCAGGGUUAUAGUACUCAUAUACGUCCACCCGCACAGGUAUCCUCACCAUCAUCAGUAUUAAUGUUCCAGCAAGCAAGCAAUCUAGUUUCAAACCCAAGUCCCAUGUAUGAUUUUCAUGGUCAGGAGAAGCAGGGAGUUAGCACUCAUAGUUGGUUUCAUAAUCCUGAAACAUGUGGUGAAAAACACAUUUUUUCCUCACAUUCUGAUCGUAUUUCCAGAAGAGAUGAUCAGCGGGGCAUGGGUUCUUUCAGUCUUUCUCAUGAUCAUAAUCAACAUGGCAUUUUACAGCCUCUUGUAGCUCAGUCACCAUUUAGAGGUAGUCAAGAUUUGGUAUCCUCUUGUAAAAGCAGCUGCAGACUCUUUGGUUUCCAGUUGACAGAGGAUAGGCAUGUCACUAAUAAAGACAACAAUCCCCUUCCUAUGACAUCUCUGAAUCCUGGAUCUUCUUUUCUGCCCCGUGUUGGAGAGCCAUUCCGCCCAAAGCCUCCAGCAAUAACCAAUGCAGUUGGAAACAACUGUACUAAAGGAAUUCUGCAACAGCAAACCUGAAACUGUCAUAUACACUGAAGAUCGUGUAGUCACAUCUGGUCUGAGGCUGCAGAAAAGAAUGCCUACAGUUGCUUUGAUAAUACACAUUAGCUUCUGAGGAAAAAAAAAAUUGUAAUUAAUCUCUCCGAAGGUAACUCGGCUAUGUUCUAACUCCCUUGGCUUUGAAAAAGAGUAAUUUGUACUAAUCUAUUAGGUUCUUGGUGACAAUCAAUGUUCAAGAAUAGUCUAUUUAUCCUUUCUGGUUCAAUCUAACAUGGAGUAUUUGUAUUAAAAAUGACAUUUUACCAAGUACUUACCUAGCUCAUCAUAUCAUUUCUUCCAUUCUA
This is a messenger RNA of Jatropha curcas, 2027 nucleotides long. Lineage: Eukaryota; Viridiplantae; Streptophyta; Magnoliopsida; Malpighiales; Euphorbiaceae. The record is from RefSeq and is a predicted model, not a curated record.